Molecule: messenger RNA, 4528 nt
Organism: Clupea harengus (Atlantic herring)
Lineage: Eukaryota; Metazoa; Chordata; Actinopteri; Clupeiformes; Clupeidae
Product: dihydroxyacetone phosphate acyltransferase-like
Exons: 15
Coding region: 1961-3898 (645 amino acids)
Biological process (GO): ether lipid biosynthetic process; fatty acid metabolic process; triglyceride biosynthetic process
Cellular component (GO): peroxisomal membrane; mitochondrial membrane
Molecular function (GO): glycerone-phosphate O-acyltransferase activity; glycerol-3-phosphate O-acyltransferase activity
Source: RefSeq, a predicted model, not a curated record
GGUAGGCUAAUUCCGUCCGUUUUCCGUUAUCGCGGAAAUCUUCUCCCCGCGUACCCCCUGAACCACUUCCCAGUUUGGGAAACGAUGUUCUAAUAGAUGUCACUUAAAAUAACACACUGUCCCUUUAAUUUUAUCACUUGUUUUUUCAUGCAGAGAAUACUUUUCAAAGUGAAAUUUAUAAUUAAUUUAAUUUAUUACAAAUUGAGGACAUUAAAAUUGUUCUUAUUUUAAAAAAAAACUUUGUCAAGAGUUUAACACAUUUAGUUUGUCUCAUUAUAAAUGGACACAUGUUCAUAACAUGUCAGAAAUAAAAAGCAUAAUUGUUCUUACGUUCAUGACGUUCAACUCUCCAACCCACAUUAAAUAUUCUUAAAAGCAAACUCUUCUAACAAAUACUUUAUGAUUUGUGGUAAGAGAAAGUUCUCCAAUUCAAUUAAAUUCAAUUCAAAUUAAGCAACAGAAAAAAAACGUAAAUCAUGCAUAGCAUUACUUCAGGUAGGCCAUAGUAGUCUGCUGAUUCACCAACACCAACCACAGUUGCCCUCUAAAAUAAGGAGGGUGAUUUGAAGAUAAGCCCCACUGCGAAUCCUAUCCACCCUCACCUCUUUUAAAGCAGCAAUAAGAAGUUUUGGUCUAAACAUUAGCGAGCCAACGACCUACAAGGCAUGCAAAAACUUUACAAACAACGCCAACAGCUCAGUUGCCACUGUGACUUCUAACAUGCUAACUUGUAUCUUUAGUUGAUAUACCGGUAGUUACCCUAGUUUCUACUGUAGAAACUUGUCUUUUCGCUGGGGUUUUCGGACAGGACACAGAACUAUAUACUAAAUAUCCUGAAUGGCUAGUUUAAUUGACUAGACACCAUGACAAAACAAGCUGCCUAUGAAAAAGUACCUCAAAUAUUGGCAAAUUGUUACAUAAUGCUGUAAGUGUUUCAGUUGUUGUGCAGUAUGUCUUUUUUCUGUAAUAUCAUGUUGACUAUUAUAGGUUGCGAUGGUUGUUAUUUAACACUUUCCUCCUAUUUCCAACCACAUAAUUUCCCAAGCUCUGUACAUGCACAGUGGAUGUGUUUCUGGGAGAUUUAUGUGGGCUAAUAGUGGACUUGUGUACCACUUUGCCAAGAAAUUAGUGAAUGUCGUGUCUAUAUAUAUCCAAAUCAAUUUAACAGCUUUUGUGAAUUUGGUUUCCUGUCCCCAUGCCAGAAAAUGAUUUCAAAAUUGAAAGUUUACAGCAAGAGGGAAUUUCCUCUCAGUUGCUGCAAUAAAAAAUGUAAUAGUAUCUAGCUGUUAUUAGCAACUACGUUUGUUCCCUGGCAAGAAUAUGGCACAUCACAUACAGGAAAUUUGUCAUAAAUGUUUAUAAAGUCUACAUUAUACUGUCUUAACCAAACAACAAUCAUUUGCACUGGAAUUACCAAACACUCAACACUUUUGGUCCUUUGUUUAAUUGAAACUUUGCGAUGUUAGUUUUAUACAGGUUUAUAAUAGAACAAUACCUUGACCAUAAUGUAAUAUUGGUUGUACUCUGGGCAAGAAGCAGUAAACAACAUAUUGUGGUUGUAUUUGGUCAUGGCAGUAUAUAAGGCUUCAAAAAGUGUGUAAUAUCAAACAACGUCUACACAGAAGUGAGGUUUAUUAAAUGGCACUUUUAUGAGAAUGUGUCUAAAAUAAGCAGGCCCUACUGAUUAAGUAGCGCAGAUGAUCACAUGUGGCAGGUAUAUGUUUUAUUUUCUUCCUGUAGCGCGUGUCGACGGCAGUGUGGCCAGAGGCAACCAAGUUACUUAAGGGGAUUUCCAUCUAUUAGAGGCCACAGGGCGUGACUGUGCCAGGUGGAGUUUCCACCAAGUCAAGCAUUUGGCUUCAGCAAGUUGAGGUUAGGCAGCCCUGGAGUCACAGCUCCCUCGACGAAGAAUUAGGUCUCCUGGCCGAGUCCCUUCUGAAUAAAGAAUCAUCCUUUUAAAAUGGAGAAUCAUUUAUUGACGUGUACAGAGAAGACACAUGACCCAGGUGCAUUCUUGGAUAUUCUGGAGGAGAGGAGAAGGACCAGUGAUCUGAGCCAUGCCCUAAGGACUUUUUCUCCCCAGCCAUACAAAGGACAUCCUCAGAGCUCAGCUAGAGCUCUCACCCAAGCAGUGCUGGAUUCACAGUACUUGCGCGAUAUCACACAGGAGAUUGCGACAGAGAGCGGAAAUCCCGUGGAGGUCAUCAGAGAGGAGGCUUCUGGGAUACUGAAGGAGAUGUCACACAACCAGCAGCUCAGCUCCAUUCGACUACUGGGGUACACACUCAGCAAGGUGUUCAAGAAAAUCUUCCGCACGAUCCUGGUGAAUGAAGACGGCCUGAACCGGCUUCGGGAGGCCAUUCAGGAGCACCCAGUCAUCCUGUUGCCCAAUCACAGGAGCUAUGUGGACUUCCUGGUUCUCUCCUACAUCCUGUUCACCUACGACCUAUCAAUCCCCGUCAUCGCUGCAGGAGUUCCUCUCAUGGGGGUGAGGCUGAUUGGAGAGCUACUGCGGCGUUCCGGAGCAUUUUUUAUCCGCCGGGCAAUCAGGGCAGAUAAGCUCUACUGGGCAGUGCUGUCGGAGUACGUCAGAACCAUUGUGAGGGUACGUGCAUUUGGUCGUCUAUCUCACCACUCGUUUAAGAUUGACCGUAAAUCAUUCUCAGAUUGCAUGAUGGACAUGGUUCUGGAGCCUUUUUUUAAAGGCGAGGUGUAUGAUAUCAACUUGGUGCCCAUCAGCAUCAGCUAUGAUUGGGUGCUUGACGAGUCUCUGCUGGCCCACGAGCUGCCGGGAUUUCCCAAACCAAAAGAAUCCAUUAUAGGUCUCCUAAAAGCUCGGAAAGUUCUGGAGGAUGAUUACGGCUCCAUGCAUGUUUGUUUUGGCCAGCCCAUCUCUGUGAGAGAGCUUGCCAAUGGGAGGAUCAACCACUCACAGUAUAACCUAGUACCAAGAGACAUGCCCCAGAAUCCCAGUGAGGAGACCCGGGCGUUCGUGAGUGUGGUGGCCCACGGAGUGGUCCGUCUGCAGGAGAGAGCCCCGAGGGCCUGGGCUUGGACACCCUCACCCAGCGCGCCACCUGGCUACGGGGGCUGGGUCCUGAAGUUUGGGGCCAAGCUGGACUGGCCUGCUGAGGUUUCUAAUGAGGAAGUGAUGUCAUCCAGCCUGUCCCUUCACCAGUCAAUGGUUUGUUGUGAGGGCAGCAGAGUGCUGCUUCUGGAGGAGCAGGGUCCUGGCGGGGAGGCAUCCGUCACUCCGGAGGCGGGCGUGUUGAAGCGUGCGGUUGUCAUGCUCAUGUGCGCCUCCUACAGGAACCUGGCGCUGCACGUGUUUGUGCGGCCUACCCUGGUCGCUGUCGCUAUGGCAACCACUCCCAGCACCAGAAAGGAGGAUGUCUUCACACACUUCAAAUUCCUGCAGGAGCUUUUCUCCAAUGAGUUUGUCUUUGUGCCCGGAAUGGCUGCCCAGGACUUUGAGGAGGGCUGUUCACUGCUGGUGAGGUGUGGGGCAGUGCAGACUUCUGAUCAAGAGCUGGUUGUGACAGAACAUGGUACAGACACAGCUUCCUUUCUCCGAGCUAUCCUCCAGCCCUUCUUACAAACAUAUCAGGUGAUUUUCCGUCAUUUGACUGAGGACAGUGCCCUGGUGUUUACCGAGAGACAGUACAUACCUGCGGUCCAAUCUUACUGUCUGAAACUCAUCCUUGCAGGUGAACUCCAGACCCAUGAGGCUCUGUCCUCGGACAUUCAAAAGAAUGUCCUCUAUGCACUGGUGAGGUUGAAUGCUGUAACAAAAACAAAAGUAGGUGACCAGAGUGAGUUUACAGUCAACAAAGCUGCCAUCCAGAGAAUUGGAGAUAUUUUGGGUACAAGAUCCUCCGUCUUUCCUGCUGUCCUUUAGUGUAAUAACAUAGUGCAUCCAGAUAUGAAAAAUAGAACAAUUAAGAGAAAAGCGCUAUAUGUGGAUGUGCUGUACGAACCUGGGCAAACUAGCUAACAUUAUAGCAUUAGCAAUACAGCUAUAGCAAUAUAGUUAGUUACAAGUCUGCAAUGUGUGUGGAAGAUGGAGCUAUCUAUAAUAAUACCUGAUAAUAGAGAUGUAAAGAAAAUUAUACAAAUCAACUUUUUUGUUCUCUAGCUGCACGACUUAUCAGCCAUUGAAUGAGCUGAAUGGAAGGCCGAUACCCCUGUAGUGCCACCUGCUGUUUUGGUGCCUUUACAUUUGCAAACUCUGAGCCUAACCCUGAACUCUUAAAUGAUCAAUCCUGAGAUGGGAAACUCUGAGUGUUCGGUCCUUGUGCAGUUGAUCUUGGUUAGUUCAAACAACUCUGAGUAUGUUCACUCUGAGUUAAGCGCGUGCCCAAAGACUAUACAAAGCCAUCAUCAAUGGAGCUCCAAUACUAAGAGUCACCAUGGUAACCGGUGAGAUAAGUCUACCUUCUUCACCCAACUUGAGUUAGAAAUUCUGAUAUGCACUUAUGACAAGGAUGAAAAUGUUCUGAAACUUGGAAACUUGGAGUUUACAUACCCC